Molecule: messenger RNA, 708 nt
Organism: Zasmidium cellare ATCC 36951
Lineage: Eukaryota; Fungi; Ascomycota; Dothideomycetes; Mycosphaerellales; Mycosphaerellaceae
Exons: 6
Coding region: 1-708 (235 amino acids)
Molecular function (GO): hydrolase activity
Source: RefSeq, a predicted model, not a curated record
AUGAAACUAUCUGCUGUUCUCCUUUUUGGCCCUUGGGUCACGACCGCUUCACUGGUCAAACGUGGAGAUCUUGCGCCUGCAGCCACGACCACUGAUUCCGCCGCAGUCGCUUCAGCAACGCGAAUCAGCGCACAGAACGCCACGUCCACAAAUCUUGCUCCAUACAAUGGCAAUUCGUCAGCCUAUUAUCUUGGUUAUCGAGGUGAAGAUUUUCAGAGGCCAUUUGCAAAGUACUGGAACCCAACCAUCGCCCCGCUAUUUGAUGAAUUUCUUAACGGACUCGUAGCAAGUCCUUGGGCCAACGCCCUGGCAUACAUCGCACACGAAGCACACGAUUACUUCACUCGACCCGGAUACGACACUCUUGAAAACGGUUUUACCAUCACUGAAAACGGCACGGUGGUGAUCGCCGUGCGCUCGGAGAUCCCACAAAUGACUGGCGAAAGUUUCGACUGGUGGUUCGCUUGGCACCAAACCGAGGCGGCGAGAUACAAGCUCUGGAAUCCCGUCGCUCAUGCAUACGUCUGGAGAGUGCCUGAGCGCGAAUCCUCAAAGAUAAGCAUUGGCUUUAUCCAGCCGGAGACGCUGGGUUUCAACCAAACGAGCUGGCCUGCGUUGGGCAUCGAGACCAUUGUAAUGGGCCAUAUUCUGAUCGGCAGUAAGUCAAUUUUGUGCAUCGGGGCAAGAGAUUGGCUCAUACCAACGUAA